AUGGAGAUGGACAAGAUGCUCCAAAAUGCAGCAGGUUGGAUGCCGCCUCAGUGGUGGCUUGACCCCGCCAAGUCAUGUUACGAAUCCAAGACCUUCAGCGGCAUUGACGAAGCUGGCCGGAUCAGAGAUCAACUAAUGCACUAUCAUCUGCUCAUUCAGCUUCAUUGGCCUUGCAUGUUGGUUCGACCUACUAAGCGGGAGUUUUAUUAUAGUUCCAUGAACGCCAGCCGAGAGUUGCUGACUCGGUUUGUGGCGCUGAAUAUGCAUAGAACAACAAGAUACUACUGUCUCGGUGCGAGUAUGCUUGCUCUUGCUGCCAGUAUCGCGCUGUGCAUAUCAUAUAUAAUGGUUGGGGAGGAUGGAGAGAUCGGUGGUCUGAUGGAUCAUAUUCUUCAUCACAGGCCCGCGGAUCGCGGCAUGAUGGAGGUUUCCCUUGAAUCAAUUAAACAACUAUCUCUGACACGCACUCACCCGAGCGUUUUCAAGAUGAUAAGUGUGUUCCGCGAUAUUCUAUCUGUCGAGGAAGAGGUUGCGCGCGGCACUCGUUAUAAGACGGUCUACACCGGCAAUCAGCCUCAUAAAUUCGAGUGCCACUCGAGAAGAAGCGACGAGGGCGUUGAAAUUUAUAUUCCUUCCCUCGGAUCUAUUGAUUUGGUCAGACAGCAUGGUUCUCAAAAUCCUGCCAUCGCUUUAUCGCCGGCCAUGGGCAAUAUCGCAAACUCCGGCCGCCCGCAUGAUUUGGGAACAACUCCCUCUACUCGCGCAACGAUCAACAGCAAUCAAAAACAAAAUGGGAUGGAUCUAGAACUCAACUUUGACGACACCAUCUUGGACUUUGAUCAACAAUUCCAUAAUGAGUGGAUGGUAGAGGAUGUAGAUGGAAGCCUACUUGGUUACAUUGACUGA
Messenger RNA from Clonostachys solani, 906 nucleotides. Lineage: Eukaryota; Fungi; Ascomycota; Sordariomycetes; Hypocreales; Bionectriaceae. The record is from the annotation of a GenBank genome assembly.